AUGGGGGGUUAUACCAGCAAGUACGAUGUUAAGGAACCGUUCAUCGAUGAUUUUAGUAUUUUAGAUCAAUUUGUAAUGCCGCAAUUGCAACAGCGAAUGGUUAGCAACACCAUGCAUCGUUGUUUACAACAAUCGCAAGAAAGUAAUGACCCGCAUUCUAAUUUUCAAUUGGGAUACAUCUAUCAUCACGGUACUGGCAAUACACAGGUCGACUUAGAAAAAGCUUUUCAAUAUUAUCAGUUAGCUGCAGAGGCUGAUCAUCCAACUGCUAUGUAUUAUGUAUGCCAAUUGUACGGUAGUGAAGAGAAAAAUUCAUCCCAUGUCAAAUUCCUCAAAGAAAAGGAUUUGGUAGCCAUGAAAGUCAAGGCAUAUGUAGCAUCGGCUGCUCAAGAUGCAUUUUAUUCCAAGGCACACAUUGACUUACGAGAAACGUUUAAAGCAUCUCAGGCAUGGCAAGAGGAAUUAAUUAAAUUGAAAAAUCGCUAUCUUAAGCAAGUGGCUCAAGCAAGUAAAAAAAAUCACGACGAAGAAGAUUUAGAAUUGGCUAAAGUCUACAACGAAUUAGGUUAUGUUAUGCUUAGAUUGAAUAUCAAAGGUGAAUCGACUGUAUCUCAAGAUGCCAAAAGCUACUUUGAGAAAGCUGCAAAAUUAGGCAACCCUGCCGGUUAUUGGAAUAUUGGCUACUUAAUGUAUUACCAUGGUUUUGGUGUCGAGAAAGAUAGUGAACGGGUAAAAGAAUACUUUGAGAAAGCAGCAAAACAACAACAUCCAAGAGCCGAACUGAUUCUAGCCCGUAAUUUUUAUGAUAGUGAUGAAGUGGGUAAGGAUGAGGCCAUCGAAAGAGCACAUCAGUUAUAUCUGUCAUCAGCAAGAUAUGCUUUUGCAUCCACCUUAUAUUGUCUAGGUAAGAUGUACAUUUUAGGUAAAGGCGAGAUCGAACAAGACUUUACUUUGGCCAAUCAGUAUUUAGAGCAAGCAGCAUCAUCAGUCGAUUAUGAAGACGGUAAUGGCAAACCCAAGGCUCUUUUUUGUUUGGGCUACAUGUAUGAAAAAGGCCUUGGAGUACAAGUUGAUUAUAACGUGGCAUGUCACUGUUAUGCUAGUGCGGCAAAGAUGAAAUUUUCUCCGUCGCUUUGUCGCCUGGCAAAACUAGUCGAAAAAAGUAAAGUCACAAUGGCCGAUAUCAGCGUUGCUUUACAAUUAUAUCAGACUGCAUCAGAAUCGGAAAUUUUAGAUGGUGCUAUUUAUUCAUCUUAUCGCUUGGGUAAAAUUUACAACAAUCCUCAAUAUGCUAAUCUGUAUGAUCCUGAAAAGGCGAGACGCUACUUUGUUAAAUCACAAGCCAAUUACUUCUAUUUAUCCAAAAUUCAUGACGUAAAAACUGUGUGCCAGUUAUACCAUUUGGGUAUUAUGUACGAGAAUGGAUAUGGUGUCAUGAUGGACGUUAAUCACGCCAUCAAAUUCUAUCGUGAGGCCGUCAACAUCUCUAUGGGAACCUAUAGCAUUAGCGAGAAGCAUUACGGUGAAAAAGCGAAGAAAAAAUAUGCUAAAUUGAUCAGUUUGCAAGCUAUCAAUGUUACCAGCGUUAUAAUUGAAGAAGAGGAGUUAAUCGAAGAUAACUUGCCAGCCGAAGAUAAAUCGUCCGCCGAAGAUAAAUCGUCCGCAGAAGAUAAAUCGUCCGCAGAAGAAAAAUCGUCUGCCGAAGAAAAAUCCAUCGAAGAAAAUUCAAUCAAUGAAGAUAUACACUUGGACAGUCAAGAAUAA
This is a messenger RNA of Trichoplax adhaerens, 1764 nucleotides long. RefSeq lists its product as uncharacterized. The record is from RefSeq and is a predicted model, not a curated record. Bases 1 to 1764 code for a protein of 587 amino acids. Gene Ontology annotation, molecular function: protein binding. NCBI's taxonomy places the organism in Eukaryota, Metazoa, Placozoa, Uniplacotomia, Trichoplacea, Trichoplacidae. The transcript has a single exon.